CUGACUUUUUGAAGUUGUGACUUUGCCUUCUAUUUUUCCAAGUGAAAGUUGAAAAGGGUUUUUUCAAUCAAUUAUUGUGGAUAUUCCUUUAAGUGUUAGGUCACGUAGUCUCUGGCUUGAAUCUGCAGUCUAUUCAGGUUCUUGAUUUCGUCCGGACAACAGGACAACAUUCAAAAAUGAAACGACAGCGUAUUGGAACGUCAGCGAUACCAAUAGUUGCCCGACCAAGACCCGUUCUUCGGCCCUCCACUAGACUGAACCAGAUCCACAUAGUUGCCCCGGAAUUCAUGUCGUACAAAGAGCUGGUGAAGGUGGUGGGUGUGGAUUGCGAGGCGAGUCCGUCGUCGUGGCGCAAAGCGAUCGAUCAUUCAGCGGAGACUGUUGUUUUCUUCCAAGUGGAUCUGCGCGGCAGCACUCCGCGCAUGUGCAAGAGCGUGCGCAUCUGCCAGGAAGAGGAGAAGCUGGUGCCGUCGGUGUACAUCGGGGAGAGCCUGCUCAGCGCCACUUACGUCAAGACCAUCAUCGGAAAACGCUUCUUAACGGACGAGGACGAUCUCAUGAAGCUGCUCGAACACGCGGGCAUUCUGCAGGAGGACGGGGAAUUCUUCGAGGAAAACGCGGAAGAUGGGGACGGCGGCCAUGGGGAAGAUGAAGCAGGCGAGAAUGAGCCACUUGAGCCUGAACCAGAGCCGAAAAGAGCGCGGGUGGCGGAGAAACCCCGAGUUGUUUUGGAAUCUACACAGUCUUCAGGACGACGCACGACAAGAUCGUCAACCGCAGCGCCGGUCUCCCAAAAAGCAGCGGAGCCAAAAUCGUCAGUGAGUGGCGGACGUCAGCCCGUUGAUCUCUCCCCGCUUCUCAUGAUGGAGAAAAUCGACGCGCUUCCGGCUGAUGACUCGCUCAUGGCUGGCGACUUCGAUGAUGAUGCUUUACCUGUGGCCGAUGAUGACGAUAAUUUGCCGUUGGGAGACGACAUACCCGGCUCAUCCAAAAUGGAGGAAUCUGGCGAAGAAACAACCGAUUUUCUUCCCGAGCCUGAAGUGAACAGAGCUGGAGCGGAAGUGGAGGAGACUUCAGGACUUGAACAAGAGGAUUUCGUUAACGCACAUCAGGCCAGCAAUCCGAAUAUUCUGUUAGCUUUGGAUGCCGACGAGGAUCUUCAGUUUGAAACUAGUUUGAUUGGACUUAUUCGGGCUCAUCCUUGUCUUUGGCACCGAAACGAUCCCAGAUACCGGAGACUGCCAGUGAAAGUGAAAGCCUGGAAGACGAUUUCUGAAAGUACCGGGUUGUCCGUGGAUAAGUGCAAAAAGAAAUGGCAUUCCUUGUCUAAUUGCUUCCGGCACGCCUGCAAGCGCCCACCAAAAGACAUGCGGGGAGCACCGUUUCCGGAAUGGACGCACGCUCGCGCCAUGCAGUUUGUUAAGCCGUUUUUGGUGCCUGGAGCGACGAAGGAUGUCGUUGUGGCUGAUGCUAAUGCCUCGGCUGGCAUUUCCAGUGAUUCUAUCGCGACAAAGCCUCGAGACAAGCGUUCUGAGGCGGCAGUUUCGUAUAGUAUACAAGCACCAGGCCAACCGGAAGCUACCGAAUCUGCGUUUGGACACAUGAUCUCGUCGUCGCUGGAGCAGCUGCCGGAAGGAAAACGCGAGGGUGCGAAGAACGCCGUUCGCGUGGUGCUGGACCGAUGGUCGGGUACGAAAAACCACGGUCUGCGCCACCAGCAGCUGGCGUAGGGACGGCGGGUGGCAUUAUAGGAAACUGAACCUGGCGAAAUGGGAUGACGAGUUGCUGGAUUUGUGCUCAUACUUCUGAUUACCUGUCCUUUUGUGUAUGUUUUGUUUAAAAGACUUCCUUGCUUUAAAUUCUGCUGGUAAAUCUUUUCGAAGUUUGGCAUGCAUAUGUUUGUAUUGUAUAUUGCUGUUGCAUAAUAAAAUCAUGAUGAAAGUGACGAAUACACAGAAGUUGGUAUGGUUUGCUUCCG
This is a messenger RNA of Paramacrobiotus metropolitanus, 1978 nucleotides long. RefSeq lists its product as uncharacterized. Bases 177 to 1730 code for a protein of 517 amino acids. Gene Ontology annotation, cellular component: nucleus; transcription regulator complex. The record is from RefSeq and is a predicted model, not a curated record. Lineage: Eukaryota; Metazoa; Tardigrada; Eutardigrada; Parachela; Macrobiotidae. The transcript is spliced from 6 exons. Gene Ontology annotation, biological process: regulation of transcription by RNA polymerase II.